Salvelinus fontinalis (brook trout) is the source of this 1483-nucleotide messenger RNA. Its product is annotated as protein shisa-like-2A. The record is from RefSeq and is a predicted model, not a curated record. Bases 236 to 748 code for a protein of 170 amino acids. Lineage: Eukaryota; Metazoa; Chordata; Actinopteri; Salmoniformes; Salmonidae. The transcript has 3 exons.
ACGCAGACACUCACAGAGAGAGGUAUAGUGUUUUCUUUGGAGAUUGCGUUACAGUGGGGCGAGGAGAGAGAGAGAGAGGCGGGCUCAGUAAUGGGGACUUACUUAAAUACCUUGCAAGUCAACCAGCAAGACACAGAGCACUCAGCUGUUUGGAUUGACAAUAAUAUGGACGGAUUGAAACUUCAACUGAUCUAACAUAUUGUAUAGUUGGCGUGUCUGCGCGUUUGGGGUCAGCAUGAGCGGGGACUGCACGAGCUACUACAACGCAGAGAAAGUGCUCAUAAACGAGUUCAUGUGCCCUAAACCGGACAACGAUGCAGGAGCUCUUUUCUGCUGUGGCUUCAAUGACAUGAAAUACUGUUGCGAUGACCCCAACAGUUUUUUCCCAUACGAGUAUGGAUACAUGUGGUGGUUGAGUCUGGGAGCGCUGGUUGGCCUGUCCAUAGCAGCUGUGGUCCUGCUAGCGUUCAUCAUCACUGUCUGUGUCCUGUGCUAUCUGUUCAUUGCGACCAAACCCAGAGGCCUUGACAACGGACUGCCCCUCAUAGCACCAGGUGCUGUACCCAGUCCACGAGAGGGGCCGAGUCGGCGUCACCCCAGUAGCCCCCCUACGGGUCCCCAAGGGUUUAAGAAGCACUUCUUGAGUGGUAAACUGGACUGUGACAACCAGCCUCCAGAUCCAGACCGCCUCUUCCAGAGGUGCUUCAUGGCCACCGUCACCACCAUCAAUGUGGAGGGGUCUUCAUAGACUGGCCUAGGACUCUCAAACCAGUAUAGACUGGGAGGAGAGGAGGAUGGCUGUGUAAGAGGCGGAGAAGAUAGGAGCAUUAAAUCAGACUGACAAUGCAUCUACUACCAGGACUCUCUUUCUCUCUUUUUCUCUCUAUUUUUGUCCCCUCUUUAAAGGUCCAAUGCAGCCUCUUACAGUAUAUCUCAAUAUCACAUGAUUUAUGGUAAUAAUUAACUAUCUUACUGUGACUGUUUUCAAUUAAAAUGGCCAAAAAUAGCUUCUUAGCAAAGAGCAAUUUCUCAAGCAAGAUUUUUGCUAGGACUGUCUAGGAGUUGCCUGAGUGGAGAAGGGAACACUGAAAACUAGCUGACAUUGGCAAAGAGGUUUGGAACUCUCUUUCUUAUUGGGCUGUUAACUAAUUUACCGCCUGGUGAUGUCACCAGGUAGGCCAAAACAUUUCAGGCAGUCUUUUCAAACAGCUCUUACAAUUAAAGGGCAUUAUCAUCAUUUCCACAAUUUCACAGUAUUAUUCCAAUCUCAAAGUGUGGAAAUAUAUAUAAAAUACAGGAAAAGGGACUGCACUGGGCCUUUAACUCUCUCAUACCUCCCACUCUCUGUCGGUAAUAAUUUGUGGCUGUCCAACUGUCGUUCUGUUGCAGCUCUGGUGAAGCUAUAGGGGAAGGGUAAAGGAAGCGAGGGGAAGGGUAAAGGAAGCGAGGGGAAGGGUAAAGGAAGCGAGGGGAAGGGUAAAGG